AUGCGCUUAUUUGGCAUUCUCCUCCCAGCUUUUGCUGGCUUGACUGCUCUUCUCACCUUGGCCUCAGCUAAGCCCGUCCUUACAGCUGUCAAGUCACCUCCAGCUCGGGACAUUGAGAUACCCUUUUCCGAUUGCUGCGCCUUAUGGGCCUGGCCAAAACGAGACGAGGACGGAAUACUGAGAGCUUAUCAUGCAAAGGAUGAGUUAGUCGAAUUCGUUAAGGUCGAGCCAGUCUCAGCAAGAGUAACUGGUACAUCUGCCAAAUCACUCGACUCCGAGAUGAUUUCAGCUGGAGACCUCGAGCUGGUUGGACCUCCUCAUCUUGUCAAGCAACAGGUUUGUUGCACGCCAGGCUGCAAGUGGUGUCCAUGGAACAGUUGUUGUUCCCUUGAGGUGCGGGUAGGAAAGCGAGACGAAGAGGGACUGGCCGAGGCAUACAGUCAAGACGGCGAGUUAGUGACAUGGGUGGGUGCGGCUCAAUUCUCAGAAAGAGAUGUCCAGAUCGUUGGACCUUCACCUCUUGCGAAACGUCUCUGCUGCACAAGUGACUGCGAGUCCUGUGUUGGCUCUUGCGAGACGGUCGGUUGUCCGAUAUGGCCGUGGACCAAUUGUUGUGCCUUGUGGGUCUGGCCACGAAAGCGGGAUGGAACUGAUCAAGCUUUUAACACGAAAGGCGAGUUGGUCCAGUUUGUUGAUACUUUCGAGCCGCUUUCAAACAGAGAUGUCGACUGGGCUGGGCCUCCUCCCCCUCAUGUGGAACAGUUUUGCUGCUCAAUUGGUUGCAGGACUUGUGGCGAUGCUCAUUGCGAGGAUACCAGAGUGUAUUCCCCAUUCAGCAGUUGUUGCACCCUCGAAUUCACUCGGAAAGGUACAAUACUGUUGCACAAUUGGUUGUCGCCAAUGCAGCAGCCAGGAAUGUCCGGAUGUGGAAUGUGCCCCUUGGAUGAGAUGGUGUGCCCUAUGGGUCUGGCCACGGAAGCGAGACGAGCGAAAGGUAGACAGAACAUCCCAGGCUUAUAA
Hyaloscypha bicolor E is the source of this 1020-nucleotide messenger RNA. RefSeq lists its product as uncharacterized. The coding region runs from base 1 to 1020 and encodes 339 amino acids. The record is from RefSeq and is a predicted model, not a curated record. The transcript is spliced from 6 exons. Lineage: Eukaryota; Fungi; Ascomycota; Leotiomycetes; Helotiales; Hyaloscyphaceae.